This is a messenger RNA of Oncorhynchus keta (chum salmon), 4886 nucleotides long. RefSeq names its product transient receptor potential cation channel subfamily V member 6-like. The coding region runs from base 129 to 2246 and encodes 705 amino acids. Gene Ontology annotation, biological process: calcium ion import across plasma membrane. The record is from RefSeq and is a predicted model, not a curated record. Gene Ontology annotation, cellular component: membrane. Lineage: Eukaryota; Metazoa; Chordata; Actinopteri; Salmoniformes; Salmonidae. Gene Ontology annotation, molecular function: protein binding; calcium channel activity. The transcript is spliced from 16 exons.
AUCCUCCUUCUGUUUCUCAAAUCAGCUUGGUGUCACAUGUUGUCGUAGUACCUGAUUGUCAAUUAGAAGUAAAGGACUAACUGUUUUCUUUCAUAAAGCCGUUUCAAAUAGACUCACCAUAUGAGAGGAUGGCCCCACCUUUGGCAAGAUCUGCUCCAGGUGAGCUCAACCAUUGGUGGAGCCAGCUUAGGUUCCGCCUCCAGAACAGGAAGGGGUGGAAAGAGACGCUGGAUGAAACUUUUUUGUUGCAGAACAAAAGGACAAAUGACAUCCCUCUCUUCUUUGCGGCCAAAGAGAACAGUGCAGGUUGCAUUAAGAAACUUCUGGACUGUGCAUCCACUAACAUCUUUGAGAGAGGUGCUCUGGGGGAGACAGCGCUGCAUGUGGCAGUUCUGAAUGAUAACAUGGAUGCUGCCCUAGCUCUGAUGGACGGAGCACCUGAACUCAUCAAUGAGCCCAUGACCUCUGACCUCUUCCUUGGCAUGACACCUCUCCACAUUGCUGUGGUGAAUCAGAACAUUAACCUGGUCCGCAGUCUGAUUGGUAAAGGGGCGGAUGUGGCCACACCCAGAGUCACAGGCCUGUACUUCAGGAAGAGAAGAGGAGGUCUGCUCUACUAUGGUGAGCACAUCCUGGAAUUUGCGGCCUGUGUGGGGAAUCAGGACAUUAUCUCCAUGGUGAUCAACGCAGGAGCCAGCACCAGGGCCCAGGACUCCAUUGGUAACACAGUGCUCCAUAUUCUGGUCCUGCAGCCCAAUAAAACUUUAGCAUGUCUGGCGUUGGAUCUGUUGUUGGCCCACGACGUUGAGCUGGACCAGACUGUGCCACUGGACAUGGUGCCCAACUAUCGUGGCUUAACGCCCUUCAAACUAGCUGCCAAGGAGGGCAACCUUGUGGCCUUCCAGCACCUGGUCAACCGGAGGCGAGUCGUCCAGUGGAACCUGGGACCACUGACUUCUAACCUCUAUGACCUCACAGAGAUCGACUCCUUGGUCGCCGACGACAACCUCUCUGUGCUGGAGCUCAUCGUGGGCAGCCAGAGGAGAGAGGCAAGAAGGAUACUGGAAGUGACUCCUGUUAGGCAAUUGGUCAGUCUCAAGUGGAACCUCUAUGGAAAACACUACUUUAGAUUGUUGCUGCUGCUGUACCUCCUGUACAUUGGGACCUUCACACUGUGUUGUGUGUAUCGCCCUCUAAAGGACGCUCCUGAGAAUUACACUGUAUCUGACAUGGACAAAACCAUCCGCGUGGAGAAAACUCUGAAGGAGAGUUAUGUGACCUAUGGGGACAAUUUACGUCUGGCAGGAGAGAUGAUCAGUGUCCUGGGGGCCCUGGUUAUUCUGCUACUGGAGAUCCCAGAUAUGCUGAGAGUGGGGGCCAAGCAGUACUUUGGACAGACGGCCCUGGGGGGACCCUUCCAUGUCAUUCUUAUUGCCUAUGCGUUCCUGGUGGUGCUGCUGUGUGUGUUCAGGGUCAGUGGGGUGCAGGGGGAGGCAGUUGUCAUGGCUGUGUGUCUGGUGCUGGGCUGGAGCAACGUCAUGUUCUUCGCCCGAGGCUUUCAGAUGCUGGGGCCUUACGUCAUCAUGAUACAGAAGAUUAUAUUUGGAGACCUGACCAAGUUCAUGUGGCUGAGCUUCAUCGUGCUCAUGGGGUUUUCUACCUCCCUGUGGAUGGUGUACAUGACUCAGGACCCAGACUCUCUACCUGCGUACCGCUCUUUCCCCAUCACUCUGUUCUCCCAGUUUGAGCUGAGUGUGGGUCUGAUAGACCUGCCAGUGGACCACACCAUCACAACGCCCCCUAUUGUCCAUGUGCUGCACUGUACCUUCUCUGUGGCCUGCAUGCUGCUGCUCAACCUGCUCAUAGCCAUGAUGAUUGAUACACAACAGAGAGUUGCCCAGGAGAGGGACGAGCUCUGGAGGAUACAGGUGGUGGCCACUACCCUGAUGUUGGAGAGGAGGUUUCCCCGCUGCCUGUGGCCCCGGCUGGGGGUGUGUGGACUGCUCUACGGCCUGGGGGAGCGUUGGUACCUCCGGGUUGAGGAUCACAACGACCCACUGGUGCAAAAGAUGCGUCGCUACGUGCAAGCCUUCUCUAAGGAUGAGGACCAGAGCAAGGAGCGGGAGGAGAUGGAGAACACUGACACGUCAAAAGGACCUGGAAACCUGGCAUUCUGGCAGAUGAUUCACCACAACUCUCUGGGUUUAGACAUGGAACAGGAAGAGGAUGACCAGGAAGUAAGAUAGAUCUGAGGUUUAAGACAGUAAAACAGAUCAUUAUAUUGUUAUUAUAUAGAGUAUGUGUGAUGCAAGUGUCAUGACGUUGGCCUCUUUGGGUAUAGCAAGUCCCAUCCCCCUCUCCCUGUCUCCCCCUUUCCUCUUUCAACUAGGUUGCUGUGGUCAGAGAGACUUUGUAAAUUCCUAAGGAUCUCCUCAUGGACAAACAGUAUUGUUAGGAGAAUUAUGAUUAAAUGACUGAACAAAUCAUUUUAAAUGGAACUGUAACUAAGUAAACUUAUACUCUGUUUUAUUAUAUCUGAUUAACAAUAUGAUUUCAUAAGAAGGGAUUGUGUGACACGGACAAGGAGUAAUUAAAGUUAAUGAACACCAUUCCAACUAGGAAGAAAGGAAUGGUUUGUGGAUUAAGUAAACAGAUAAGGUAGUUAACCUAUGGUUGAACCGACGAAACUGAGCUCUGGGGUGUUUUAGAUAAGGCAGUGAAUGCAUUCCUAGGUUUUCUGUUAAUUAGAACUGUCAGCUAAGUGGUGAUCGAUAAUGGUGAGGAGUCAAAAGUUAAUUCAGUUUUGUUGUGUGUCCUGUGUAUGUGCUAGGGGGUCAGAAUGAACUUUGAAUGAACUUUUAAAGUUCCCUUUGUCCCGGGCUGGAGGAGGAGAUUCAUUUUUUAAGCAAUGAAAUGACGUCAUGUUAUUGUAUAUAAACUGUUGCUCGUGGUAAAGUGGCAGCGUGCUCCGAGAAUAAAUUCUGUUACCUAUUAUUGAAAAGACUGGUCUCCGUCUAUUUUAUGCAAACACGAAUCUUACAAAUUCUCAUAAAAUAGAUUAAGGGAAUUCAAUUAAUGAAAACAUAUUGGAAUAACUAAAUUACAGUAACAAGUAUAGAGAGAGUAAAUUUUCAUAGAGGACAAAGGAAAUCCUUCCACCUCAGAAGGAUAACAGAACUUGAGGUACAAACAAAUUUCAUGUUCUUGAGAAAGUAUAAAAGAUCGAUGAAGAAUCCAGCUACGAACUGGUCCGUUUGUCACAACUUGGGGAAGCUCAUGGGAGACGGUGUGGCCACAUUACCAUAACACUGUUUAUAUAAUAGCCUCAGAUAUGAGGUUUACAUCUUAUUGUUGUAUAAGAUGAAUGAGUGAGUAUGAUACUGUUUGUAUAAUUGUGUAAUAUGAUUUUGGACUGUUUAAUGAAGAAAAAUACAAUUCCCUUUUGCUUUAAACUAAAUCAGAAGACCGCCCCUGAGCCCAGUUAGGGUCAGGCCUCCUCGGACAGCUCUUUUUUGGCCCUUCCGAAUAAAACCCCCACUCGGGUUUUCGAUCAGCAGACGGAGCUUACCUCAGUUACGAGAUGGCUAAAGGUUGCAGACCAUGUUUUUCUCCAUUAGGGGAGACAAAGGUUGUAGACCAUUGCUGAAUCUUUUAACCUCUUGCUCCUACCUGACACGCAGGCGUCCCAUCUAGACAUCUGGAAAUGCAAAUGCGCUACGCUAAAUGCUAAUAGUACUAGUUAAAACUCAAACGUUCAUUAAAAUACACAUGCAGGGUAUUGAAUUAAAGCUACACUCAUUGUGAAUCCAGGCAACAAGUCAGAUUUUUAAAAUGCUUUUCGGCGAAAGCAUGAGAAGCUAUUAUCUGAUAGCAUGUAACACCCCAAAAGAACCGCAGGGGACGUAAACAAAAUAAUUAGCAUAGUCGUCGCUACACAAACCGCACAAAUAAAAUCUAAAACAUUCAUUACCUUUGACCAUCUUCUUUGUUGGCACUCCUAGAUGUCCCAUAAUCACUAUUGGGUCUUUUUUUCGAUUAAAUCGUCCAUAUAUAGCCUAGAUAUCAAUCUAUGAAGACUGUGUGAUAAACGAAAAAAAUAGCGUCUUAUAACGUAACGUCAUUUUUUUAAAUUAAAAAAGUUGACAAUAAACUUUCACAAAACACUUCGAAAUACUUUUGUAAUGCAACUUUAGGUAUUAGUACACGUUAAUAAGCGAUCAAAUUGAUCACGAGGCGAUGUAUAUUCUUUAGCUGUCCGUCUGGAAAUAAUGUCCGGGUAAAUCUCAACCAAAAUAUCCGGUCGGAGACCUGAACAAAUGGCUUGUCUCUUCUUCGUUUGACCAAGAAACAAAACCUAGGCAAAUGACAAGACUGUUUACAUCGUGUGGAAGCUGUAGGUAUUGCAACCUCAGCCCCAUUUAUUGUGGUUCGCCUUUAUCAAUGGGUUGAAGUGGCGGAUGGAUAUAUAUUUCCAUUUUCAGUGAUCAGAUUUUCCUGCGCUUUUCGAUGAAACUCACGUUCUGUUAUAGUCACAGCUGUGAUUUAACCAGUUUUAAACUUCUGAGUGUUUUCUAUCCACACAUACUAAUCAUAUGCAUAUACUAUAUUCCUGGCAUGAGCAGCAGGGCGCUGAAAUGUUGCGCGAUUUUUAACAGAAUGUUCGAAAAAGUAGGGGGUAGGAGUAACAGGUUAACCAUACCACAUGGUUAAACUCUUAGACUAUCGAUACCGACAGAAUAAGAAUAAGUCUUUGAUAUUAAUUACUAGUCUGCAGCUAGGAAUUCGGUAUCAUUGAACGCGAAGAACGACAACCGCCGAAACAUCCAUCCAUAACGAAACGAAUGAAUGUCACUCAGAGCUAUCCACUAUAACCACGACACAGAGAG